This is a messenger RNA of Manihot esculenta (cassava), 2531 nucleotides long. Its product is annotated as calmodulin-binding protein 60 B. Bases 197 to 2122 code for a protein of 641 amino acids. The record is from RefSeq and is a predicted model, not a curated record. The transcript has 9 exons. Lineage: Eukaryota; Viridiplantae; Streptophyta; Magnoliopsida; Malpighiales; Euphorbiaceae. Gene Ontology annotation, cellular component: nucleus. Gene Ontology annotation, molecular function: sequence-specific DNA binding; DNA-binding transcription factor activity; calmodulin binding. Gene Ontology annotation, biological process: regulation of salicylic acid biosynthetic process.
AGGAGUCGCCAGGGUAGACCCGAGUAGAUUUAUUUAUUUUUUUUAAAUGAAAAGGAAAAAGAAAAAUCUAAAGAUCACCAAACAAAACCACGAGGAGACGCUUUCACCUGUUCUCGACUUUCUCUCUCUCUUACAUUGAACACACUCUUAUUCUCUCUCAGAUCUGGGAAGCUAGGGUUUCGGUGAUUGGGUGAAAAUGCAUACCAGGUAUAUGGAAAGGACUAAUAGUAUGGCUAGAGGGAAGAGGGCUUUAGAAGGUGGAGAAGAGCAGCAACCUGAGCGAAAGCGCCCUGCUUUAGCUAGUGUCAUCGUAGAAGCUCUUAAGGUGGACAGUCUGCAAAAGCUCUGCUCAUCUUUGGAACCUAUUCUUCGUAGAGUUGUAAGUGAGGAAGUGGAACGUGCUUUAGCAAAGUUGGGCCCCCCGAGAAUCAGUGGAAGGUCUUCCCCAAAACGUAUUGAAGGGCCAGAUGGAAGAAACUUGCAAUUACAAUUCAGGUCUAGGUUGUCUCUUCCUCUUUUCACUGGAGGAAAAGUGGAGGGGGAGCAGGGUGCUGCAAUCCACAUUGUUCUGCUUGAUGCUAAUAAUGGCCUUGUUGUAACUUCUGGCCCUGAAGCCUCUGUAAAACUAGAUGUUGUUGUGCUUGAAGGUGAUUUCAACAAUGAAGAUGAUGAAGACUGGAGCCAAGAAGAAUUUGAAAGCCAUGUUGUAAAAGAGCGUGAAGGAAAGAGACCAUUGUUGACUGGGGAUCUACAAGUGACCCUCAAGGAAGGUGUAGGAACUCUGGGGGAACUCACUUUUACAGACAACUCAAGCUGGAUAAGGAGCAGGAAGUUUAGGCUUGGCUUGAAGGUUGCCUCUGGAUAUCAUGAGGGCAUAAGAAUUCGUGAGGCAAAGACAGAAGCUUUCACUGUUAAAGAUCACAGAGGGGAACUCUACAAGAAACACUAUCCUCCUGCAUUGAAUGAUGAAGUAUGGAGGUUGGAGAAAAUUGGCAAAGACGGUUCCUUCCAUAAAAAGCUAAAUAAUCAGGGAAUAUUUACAGUUGAAGAUUUCUUACGUCUUUAUGUUAGGGAUUCUCAAAAGUUGCGAAAUAUUCUUGGCUCUGGCAUGUCAAACAAAAUGUGGGAUGCUCUUGUAGAGCAUGCAAAGACUUGUGCUCUGGGUGGGAAGCUUUAUAUCUAUUAUCCUGAAGAUUCGAGAAAUGUUGGUGUUGUUUUUAACAACAUCUAUGAACUAAAUGGCCUUAUUUCAGGGGAACAAUAUUUUUCAGCUGAUUCUCUUUCUGAUGAGCAAAAGGUCUAUGUGGAUACAUUGGUGAAGAAAGCAUAUGAGAAUUGGAAUCAGGUUGUAGAAUAUGAUGGCAAGUCUCUUAUGAAUUUCAAGCAAAAUAAGAGGUCAAAUGCUUUCCAAAAUGAUCUUCAGAUAGGCCAAAUAGGUUACCCUGAUGCUUUAGACCAUCAAAUGCAAUUGACUCGGCAACCGGCUUCGGUUACUACUGAGCAAGCUUCUGUGCAUUCAGGCCUCCAAGUUGGAGCAUCUGGUUAUAAUGAAAAUAUGGGAGCAGGGUUCUCAUCCCAGUCCCAGCUUGUGAAUCCGCAUUCACGUGCCCAAUUUGACAACACCUCAUUCAUGUCAAAUGAACCUUUAAUCAGCAGUUCUCACCAGAACCAAAGCAUAAGGAGUGAUAACAGUGUUGGCUUGGCCCUUGGUCCUCCUCAGUCAUCUACCUCAGGGUUUCAAGUCCUUGGCUCUUCAAUGCAGCCACCCAACCUCAAUCCUUUUGAUGACUGGACCAACAACCGGGACAAGGGAGUUGAUGACUACUUCACAGAGGAAGAGAUUCGCAUCCGAAGUCAUGAGAUGCUUGAGAAUGAAGAUAUGCAACACUUGCUCAGACUCUUCAGCAUGGGAGGACAUGCGUCUGUGAAUAUACCUGAAGAUGGGUUUACAUUCCCAUCAUUUAUGCAAUCACCAAUGCCAAACUUUGAUGAGGAUCGCACACGACCUGGUAAGGCUGUUGUGGGAUGGUUGAAGAUCAAGGCAGCAAUGAGGUGGGGUUUCUUUAUCAGGAAGAAAGCAGCUGAAAGGCGAGCUCAACUUGUUGAGUUGGAUGAUGAAUAGUAGUUAGGUUCUUGUUGUCGAGUCUAUCUACAACAUCAAUAGAUAGUGGAAGACAGCAAUCGACUUUUCAUAAGGCAGGCAGCAAUAUAUCUAGGUUUUGGGACUGAAAGAUCAUGCAAGUCUUGAAGACCUCUUGUGUGAAUUGCUUGCUGGGUAUUAGGUAUCAGAGAAUUUCUUCUUGUACAGCCACCUGUACAGUAAGUUGUUUUCCUUGAUUAUUCCUUUUAGCAAGAUGAUUCUCUCUGAUCACAUUAUCCUUGGGUGUAUUAUAAUCUGUCAAAGAUCCUGUAAGUGGUGAAUUUUAUAUUUCAGCUAAUGGCCCUUCAUUCUUGUUGACUGAUUAGGGGGACCUGUUUCUAAUGUUAGCUAAGUUUAUUUGUUGUAUGGAUCAAUCAUCAAUGUUUGCUGA